Ichthyophthirius multifiliis is the source of this 771-nucleotide messenger RNA. RefSeq lists its product as hypothetical. The record is from RefSeq and is a predicted model, not a curated record. The transcript has 4 exons. NCBI's taxonomy places the organism in Eukaryota, Ciliophora, Oligohymenophorea, Hymenostomatida.
AUGAUUAAUAUUAAUAAUAAUUCGAUUAAUAAUAAUUAGAAUUAUAGAAAUAAUAAUUAUAAUAACAAGAAGAAAUAAGAAUAUAAUAAUAAUUAGAAAUGGAAGAAAAAAAAAAAAAAGAUUUAAAAAGAAAAUAAGAAGAAGAAGAAUAAGAACUAAAAAAAGAAGAAGAAAUUUAAUUAUUAUAAUAAAAAAAAUUAUAAUAAUAAUAAUAAGAACAAGAAAAAUAAAAAAAAAUAGAAGAAUAAGAAUAAUAAUAAUAAUCAAAUCUUUUAAAAAAAUAAAAUAAUUAAUAAAUAAAUGAAAAAAGUACAAAUAAAAUAUAGAGUAUGGCUUAAUAUAAUUAAUAGGAUUAAGAACUAGAAGAAUAAUAAAAAUAAUUAGAUAAAUAAUACUAUAAUAAUAUUAAAUAUUAAAAUGAAUAAGAAUAACUAUAACAAUAAAAACAAUAAAUGGUAUAAGAAUAAACAAAAAUUAAAAAGAUAAAAGAAGAACAAGAAAAAUUAAGAUUAGAAUAAGAAGAAUAUGAAGAAGAAUAAGAAUAUUUAAGAUAAUAAGAAUAAGAAAAAUAAAGAUAAAUUAAAUAAAAUAAUAAUAACAGUAAUAAUAAUAAUAAAAAUGAAGAUUUCUAAUCUAAACAAGCAAAAAUAGAAUAAGCUUUUAGUAGUUAAUCUUAAAAAUUUACAUUUGGUCCGUAAAAUAGAUCUUAAUAUAAUACUUAUCUGUAAUAAGUGCCCGAGAUUUUCCUUUAAAAAAUCUCAAAUUAAAUGA